This is a messenger RNA of Argiope bruennichi, 744 nucleotides long. RefSeq lists its product as uncharacterized. The transcript has a single exon. Lineage: Eukaryota; Metazoa; Arthropoda; Arachnida; Araneae; Araneidae. The coding region runs from base 1 to 744 and encodes 247 amino acids. The record is from RefSeq and is a predicted model, not a curated record.
AUGCAGAACGAAGCAAGUGGAAAUAUAGCACGUGUCGCCGUCAAAGCCCCUCCAUUUUGGCGUGCUAAUCCGGAACUAUGGUUCAAGCAAAUAGAGAGCCAAUUUAUUCUCGUCGGUGUGACAACUGAAAUUACGAAAUUUCACCAUAUUGUGUCGGUAUUGCAACCGGAAGAAUUAGAGGUCGUUGGUGACAUUAUGCAAGAUCCGCCUGCAGAAAGACCCUACGAAGCACUGCGAAGAAGACUGUGUUGUCAGUACGCGCAAAGUGAGGAGCAAAAAUUAAAGGACGUUAUUUCCGGGAUGCAGCUCGGGGAUAGAAAACCUUCCCGGUUGCUGAUAGAAAUGAGGAAUAAGGCCGGCAAUAAGUUCAGCGAAGAGGUAUUGAAGUCCUUGUUUCUUCAACGACUGCCUAACCACGUGCAGCAGAUCUUGGCUAUCACCAACGACAAAUUGGAGCGGUUAGCGGAGAUGGCCGACGGAAUCAUGGCAGCAGCAACUGAUACUGUUUCGAUCCAGGCUGUGUCAUCAGAAGCAUCCAUGCAAGCCACUCUGAUGGAGAUCUCGUCCCUCCUAUCUCGCCUAGAGGCACGUCCCAGGUCCCGCUCCCGAGAGUCUGGUAGACGAUUUCACCAGAGAGAGGCUAACAGAGAAGAGGGAAAUCCUUCCCACUGCUGGUAUCACCAGCGUUUCAAGCGGAGAGCACAGCAGUGCAGACCAUCUUGCUCUUUUUCGGCGGAAAACUAA